This is a messenger RNA of Ustilaginoidea virens, 1548 nucleotides long. RefSeq lists its product as uncharacterized. NCBI's taxonomy places the organism in Eukaryota, Fungi, Ascomycota, Sordariomycetes, Hypocreales, Clavicipitaceae. Gene Ontology annotation, molecular function: phosphatidate phosphatase activity. The coding region runs from base 1 to 1548 and encodes 515 amino acids. Gene Ontology annotation, cellular component: actin cortical patch. The record is from RefSeq and is a predicted model, not a curated record. The transcript has 3 exons.
AUGAGAGGUCCCUACCUGGCUGUCGCCUGCAGCGCGCUGGUGUGCGCUAUUCCGACCAGGCCGCCAUUACCAGCACAAACAAUUCCCGGCGUGGACGCAAUCGCUGCAAGGGCUCCAGCACCCACGGCUGCCUUUGACCCGAUACGCCGUGGUCUUGGCGACGAUAUCAAGAGUUAUGUCGAUGGUCUAGCCAGCGGGGUUGAGAGCAAGCUCUCGUCGUUUGUCGAGUCUGGCAUCUUAAACUAUCCCAAUGGCUUUCCUGCUGGCACAGCAGUGGAAAAAUCACUCGGAGUCUCCAACGCUGCACUUGAUGCGCUGCCUACUCAAGUCAUGAACCUUCCAUCGUACGGGAACUGGACCAACGGUUCAUGGAGCCUUCGAAUCCACGGCAACGUGUACAAGCUCCCCAACGUCUCUCAGAGCAAGAUUGACGACCUUGCCGACGACUUUUUGAUCGGAACCAGCGUGAAAGACCUAAAUUCAACGGAGCAAGCACAAGCUCGCAAUGUGACGCGGUCUAUCUUUGUCAUUCAACAAGCCAACCGAAACGUGACAAUGAACCUGGUAAACGACGUCGCCGUACGAGCUAAUGCGUCCGGAGGGGCCAUCAACGCGAGAGGCGGUGCGCAGAUCGUUCAUAUGCCCUACAACACGACCAUGGAAGGCGACUUUGACGCAUUUGUUGAGCUCAAGAACACCACGGGGCCUAGAGGAGGAUACUUGAUUCCGGGAAAUGAGACUUUUGAAAUCCAAACUCUGAACGUGUACACCAAGGGAACCGACUCUGGCAAUGCAACUGCCUAUCUUGUACCUCCAACUGGAUUAACCGUCAUUUCAGACAUUGAUGAUAUUCUGCGAGUGACCAAGAUUUAUGAACCAAAACAAGGCAUCUUGAACACCUUUGCUAGACCAUUUACACCUUGGUUGAACAUGCCGGAAAUCUACGCCAAUUGGUCGGCAUCAAUCAAAAAUACGCAUUUUCAUUAUCUCACGACCACCCCAGAGCAAGCCACGAGGACCUACAUGGAGUUCAUCUACAAGACAUAUCCACUGGGAUCCUUUGACACGAGACCACUCAACUUCUCAGACAUCAAAGCCACGCUGCACAUUCGUCGCUUCCUGCUGGACAAGGUUUUCCAAACGUUCCCCAAGCGGAGGUUCAUCCUCGUUGCUGACACCAGCAACCACGACGUUAUGGUAGCCUACCCGGCCAUGUUUCAUGACUAUCCCGGACAGGUAGCAUGCAUUCUUUUGCGAAACACCAGUUCAACUGAUGCUGGUGACAAGUUUCCAUACGACACGUCGGGUUUCAAGGGGAUUCCGCAGGACAAUUACAUGUUCUUCAACGUUCCAAACGACUUGACCCACCUCGACGUCGAGAACGGGCACUGCAUCAACAAGACAAUUUCUCAGAACGUUACUUUUGGGCAACAGGGAUUGCCUUUUGGUCUCGGGGACAAGGGUAGCUCUGCGGGGCAGAUCAGAGCGCCGACCAUUGCAGCUAUUCUAACGCCACUGGUGGCCAUGGUUCCGCUACUGCUGUUGUAG